This is a messenger RNA of Drosophila yakuba, 810 nucleotides long. Its product is annotated as male accessory gland serine protease inhibitor. Gene Ontology annotation, molecular function: serine-type endopeptidase inhibitor activity. The record is from RefSeq and is a predicted model, not a curated record. The transcript is spliced from 2 exons. Lineage: Eukaryota; Metazoa; Arthropoda; Insecta; Diptera; Drosophilidae. Bases 358 to 678 code for a protein of 106 amino acids.
AUACCUGUAGAAUUAAGGUUGUAUGCGUACGAAACACAACACACUCCUCGUUUCAAACUUUUUCUAUAAGAAAUGUAAGCAUUUAUUAAUAUGAUAGUGUACUUUUAUAUAAAAGCACAAAACUUACCUUAUCGAAUGUAAGGCGCAGUCUGAGCUUGCUACCGAUACUGUUUGUAAUUUAGCCUGAAGAACAUUAUACUUGUACUCUAUUAUGUGCAACUAAUGGACUGACAUCUCUACUUGUGUGACAGUUCUUUGCUAUCUGCCUACAUUCUAUGUAUAUAAGGCUGGCUGGCCUGCAAGAUAAGCCAAAGCCAUUUUCCUCCCGAUUUCUAGGUAUAUGUGUAGCUCUAUAAAAUGCUGGACAUGCAUUGUGUGGCCUACCAGAGUUCAACUGGAGUUUGGUUCAAAAUGAAGUAUAUUGCCUUUGUUGCCAUCGCCAUUCUGCUGAGUCUGUCCAGGAGUCGUUGUUGGGUGGACGCCAAGCCAGAGAUGUGCCAGCAGCCUUCGGCGAUGGCGGGCAUGGCACAGGAUGGAGCUGCCUGUUUGGCUUAUAUGCCAGUUUGGACAUAUGAUGCCUCCAAGAACGCCUGCACCGAAUUCAUGUUCGGUGGCUGCGGUGGAAACUCCAAUCAGUUCUCUAACCAGAGAGAAUGCGAAAAGGCCUGCAAGGACUAGGGAAGCACCGAAACGGGCAAAACCCAAGACAUGAAACGAAAACAAUUUUGUAACCCAAAAGCCAAAACAAACAACCGGCAAUCUUGUUUCGCAAAUAUUGCAAACAAAAUAAAAACUUUACUAUACUAUCAA